This is a messenger RNA of Zea mays, 1414 nucleotides long. RefSeq lists its product as uncharacterized. The coding region runs from base 516 to 1082 and encodes 188 amino acids. The record is from RefSeq and is a predicted model, not a curated record. NCBI's taxonomy places the organism in Eukaryota, Viridiplantae, Streptophyta, Magnoliopsida, Poales, Poaceae. The transcript has 4 exons.
ACGCCGCACCUGGGGCGCUCGUUUUGGCCGCCGCACGCCGCACGCCCCACUCCUCCUCUCACCUCACUUGCUCGUCGCCGCACCUGGAUCUGGCUCUCGUCUCCUCCAAGCACGGUGAGGUUCUUCCCCUUUCUACUUUUCACUUUGCUCCCCAGUGGUUCGCCUCCAUCCUCCUUCCCUGCAGCGCUCGCCUCGUUCUUCACCUGGAUCCGGCGUCGGCGUGGGGACGGGCCCCGCCGCGUGGCGCUGGACGCGACAGAUCUUGAGCUGCGCGUGGCGGGCUCCAGUCCGUGGCUGUGGCAUGCUGGACCGGCGGCUAGGCGGGCGCGUCCUGCUCCAAUCCGGCUAGGCGGGCGCGUCAGCCGCGAGCUAAUGAGCAGAUGGAAUUAUAAAGCUCCCAAGAACAGCAAAUCCGGAUUAGGAGUGCACCUAUUUUGAUUCUGCGAACUGAGUAACUGAUUCUAAAGGAUAGGGCAAGAAGGCUCCUUUCUAAGCCUAUCAAGUUUUUCAAUGAAAUGCAAGAGUUGUUUAUUAACAGCAGUGCUGAUGGCUCUCUAGCCAUGGAAGCUACAACUUGUAUGAAUGAAACUCAUCCUGGAGAUGACAGUGACUUCAAUGAUGAUGUGUGCAGUGACUUCUCCAACUAUCCUCAGCCUGUGCAUGAUCUAGGUGAUGAUUCUGACACUUUACAAUCUCCCAAUCAUCAUCCAUCUCAAAGUGUUGAUCAUAGCUCGUCAAGUUCUGGACUGAAGCGCCCACAAGGAGAGGGAGUACCAGCGAAGAGGAACGUGGAACCAAAGAGUCGCACAACAAAGGUAGUAGAUGAACUCAGUGCUACUUUGGUAGAACUUCAAAAUGAUCUUAAGAAGCCACCACCUCCAGUGCCUAUGCCUUUUGUUAACCCUGAUGCAAUAUUGUGGCAAAGGCUUGAGAAUAUGACAAUUACUACUGAUCAAAAGUUAAUGGUAGGAAUGUAUCUAGCACACAAAGAUCAAAAGGGUAUGCGUGGUUUCUUAUCUGCUGCAUCAGACAUAACAUUUGAGUCAUGGGUACUAAAGCAUCUGAGUGAUUUGGACCUAUGAAUCGACUAGGAUGAUCCAUGUAGGAGAUGAAUGGUGUGAUAGUUGGGGUUUUUGCAUUUCUUCUAGGUUGAUGGAUGUCAAUUGAUGGAGAUAUUUGGUGGUUGUGACUAGUGUUACAUUGCUCUUUUUGUUGAUUUUUAACUUUGAGGGUACCAAUGAGCAUAGUGCAUAGCACCAGUACCUUUUACAAUUAUGGAAUCUCUGCAAAGCAAGGAAGGCAUUGGACUGUAAUAAAUUUUGCUCCAAUUUCGCAUUGCAAAUGUUCUAGUAGUGUCAGAUUUUUCUCUAAUGCUUCUAGUGAAAAAUGAGACCUUUUGGAGACAGUUUCUAAA